AUGGCGAAGCAUUCAGUGGCAACGGCAAAGAAAAAAUGGCCGCUAAUGUUACUAGCCUUCUUGUCUAUUUCAACAGUGAUGGUGCUUUUCAUUAGAAACAAUUCUGAUUCAUGCAACACCAAGAUCUUCGAAGCGCAACAGACUCAGAUUCACUCCUCCUCCGCCGCCGCCGGCGGUGGCGGAAAUGGUGGAAAUGUUGCAUCGGGUCCGAGUCCGUUGGAUUUCAUGAAGUCUAAGCUUGUUCUCAUGGUUUCGCAUGAGUUGUCUCUUUCUGGUGGACCUUUGCUUUUGAUGGAAUUGGCGUUUCUUUUGAGAGGCGUUGGUUCUGAGGUUGUUUGGGUUACGAAUCAGUAUCCUGUUGAACAUGAUCAGGUUAUUUAUAGUUUGGAAAGUAAAAUGUUGGAUAGAGGAGUUCAGGUCAUGCCCGCCAAAGGUGAAAAGGUUGUAGAUACAGCUCUUAAAGCUGAUCUGGUCAUUCUAAAUACUGCUGUAGCUGGAAAGUGGCUGGAUGCCGUCUUGAAGGAGAAAGUUACCCUCGUUCUUCCUAAGGUUUUAUGGUGGAUUCAUGAAAUGCGAGGCCAUUAUUUCAACGUGGAAUAUGUUAAGCACCUCCCUUUUGUUGCAGGUGCCAUGAUUGAUUCACAUACAACUGCAGAGUACUGGAAGAAUAGGACUAGGGAGCGUUUAGGAAUUAAAAUGCCUGAAACUUAUGUUGUACAUCUUGGAAAUAGCAAGGAGCUUAUGGAAGUUGCAGAAGAUAGUGUAGCAAAGAGGGUUCUUCGUGAGCAUGUUAGGGAGUCUCUUGGAGUAAGAAAUGAUGAUCUACUUUUUGCCAUCAUAAAUAGUGUUUCACGUGGUAAAGGACAAGAUCUAUUUCUUCGUGCCUUUCAUGAAAGUUUGCAGCUCAUUCAGGAGAAGAAACUCCAGUUGCCAGCUUUGCAUGCUAUAGUAGUAGGGAGUGAUAUGAAUGCUCAGACAAAGUUUGAAAUGGAACUGCGCAAAUUUGUUACAGAGAAAAAGAUUCAGGACCGUGUUCACUUUGUUAACAAAACUCUGGCAGUGGCUCCUUACUUGGCUUCUAUUGAUGUUCUUGUUCAGAAUUCUCAGGCACGGGGAGAAUGUUUUGGAAGGAUAACCAUCGAAGCAAUGGCAUUUCGCCUGCCUGUACUGGGCACCGCAGCUGGAGGCACUGUGGAGAUCGUGGUAAAUGGGACGACCGGUUUGCUCCACCCUGCUAGCAAGGUAGGUGUAACACCUUUGGCGCAUAACAUUGUGAAAUUGGCAACUCAUGUGGAGAAGAGGCUGACGAUGGGAAAGAAAGGAUACGAGAGAGUGAAAGAGAGGUUUCUGGAGCACCACAUGUCACAGAGAAUUGCAGUGGUUCUGAAAGAAGUUUUACAGAAGGCAAAGCACAGUUAA
Molecule: messenger RNA, 1419 nt
Organism: Lathyrus sativus (Indian pea)
Lineage: Eukaryota; Viridiplantae; Streptophyta; Magnoliopsida; Fabales; Fabaceae
Source: the annotation of a GenBank genome assembly